This is a messenger RNA of Opisthorchis viverrini, 618 nucleotides long. RefSeq lists its product as hypothetical. Gene Ontology annotation, biological process: translation. The coding region runs from base 1 to 573 and encodes 190 amino acids. The transcript has 3 exons. Gene Ontology annotation, molecular function: RNA binding; structural constituent of ribosome. The record is from RefSeq and is a predicted model, not a curated record. Lineage: Eukaryota; Metazoa; Platyhelminthes; Trematoda; Opisthorchiida; Opisthorchiidae. Gene Ontology annotation, cellular component: ribosome; cytosol; small ribosomal subunit.
AUGCAAUAUAUUUCGGAGUUUCAAUUCCAUUGUGCGGACACUGAGCUCCAACCCGGAGCCCAUCGAGGGGAGAAAGCUCCGAAACGUGCGCAAAGGCCCACCGGCAAGAAAAUUGAAGAGUUGAUGUUACCAGAGAAAUUUCAACACAUUUUGCGUGUAAUGAACACAAACAUUGAUGGGCAACGGAAAAUAAUGUAUGCUAUCUGCGCAAUUAAGGGUUGCGGUCGCCGAUAUGCCACCGUUGUCUGCAAGAAGGCCGACAUAGACUUAAACAAGCGCGCUGGGGAACUUACCGAUGAUGAAGUCGAAAAAUUAGUGACUGUAAUGGGGAAUCCGAGGCAAUACAAGGUACCCGUUUGGUUCUUGAAUAGACAACGUGACAUCGAAGACGGAAAAAGUUCCCAACUUAUGUCUGGCGCGCUUGAAACAAAGCUACGCGAGGAUCUUGAACGACUAAAGCGGAUACGCGCUCACCGAGGUGUUCGGCACUAUUGGGGUCUGCGGGUUCGUGGUCAACGCACGAAGACUACCGGUCGUCGUGGACGCACCGUUGGUGUGUCGAGGAAGAAAUAAAGGCUUGUAAUUUAUACUUAAGAUACAGGAUGAUGCUGAUCGACU